Halichondria panicea is the source of this 1429-nucleotide messenger RNA. RefSeq names its product kinase D-interacting substrate of 220 kDa B-like. The record is from RefSeq and is a predicted model, not a curated record. The transcript is spliced from 11 exons. Gene Ontology annotation, molecular function: protein binding. Bases 8 to 1273 code for a protein of 421 amino acids. NCBI's taxonomy places the organism in Eukaryota, Metazoa, Porifera, Demospongiae, Suberitida, Halichondriidae.
UUUGUGCAUGCGCAAGCUGUCAGCAGGCCUGAAGGCUAGGAAAAUGGACGUACACAUACACAGGGCUGCCAGGAAUGGUGACUUUAGUGCCUUGCAAUAUGCCAUCAAGAGGGGAGAUGAUGUCAACAGUGUGGAUAGGGAUGGGUGUACUCCACUCUUGUGGGCAGCCAGGGAAGGUCACACUGACUGUGUUAGAGAGCUGCUCUCCUCAGGAGCCGUGGUGGACCUGGCUAACAAGAAUGGGUGGACUCCACUCAUAGAGGCAGCCAGUGAAGGUCACACUGAUUGUGGUAGACAGCUGCUCUCCUCUGGAGCCGUGGUGGACCUGGCUAACAAGGAUGGGUUGACUCCACUGAUGAGGGCAGCCAGUAGAGGUCAUACUGACUGUAUUAGAGAGCUGCUCUCCUCAGGAGCUGUGGUGGACCUGGCUGACAAGGAUGGGAACACUCCACUCAUGAUGGCAGCCCUCUGGAGACGUGUAGAUACAGUGAAGAAGCUUCUCUCAUCUGGGGCUUCCCCUCUUUGCGCUAAUAAAGAUGGACGGACAGCUCUGAUGAGAGCCAAAGAAUCAGGUUACUCUAACCCUUCAAUAAUAAAGCUGCUGGAGGAAGCUACUGAAUCACAUCCACUUCCGCAGUCUGUUCCAGUCCUCCCCAGGAACUGGACUGUUGUCACUGACACAGAAACGAAGAAGCCAGUCUACCAGAACAGGGCAGCAGGGGAAACCCUCUCCACACAACCUGGAUAUCCCCUGCACAAAACCUCCGCACACCCUGAUGUCACUUUUUAUGGUGAACCUCAAGAGAAGGAGUUUACCUCGAGUGGUGGCCAUGCCGACUUUGAUAAUGGAGUUCAAGUGACUGUUCUAGCUAAUGCUGUCCCAGCAGGGACCUCUGUGAGCAUUAAAGUCCAACCCAGCCUUGCCCCCAAGGAUGUGUUUGUGAUGCCUGAGGGAAUUCAGUCUGCCAGUCUGUCCUACUUGAUUUCUGGUGAAGGUCUAAACAGAGAGAUGACCCUGAGCAUGGAGCAUCAUGUACGAGUGUCCACCCAACAAGAAGCUGAUGACCUCCUCUUUCUCCAGGCUGACUCGUCUCCCAAGAGAUCUGGUUCUCAUAGUGUCUAUGAGUACCAAGAAAUACCCAAGGGGAGGUCAGAGUUCUCUCCUGGAGGGAACACUGGGAGACUGACGCUGGGCACACGACUGAAGAACUUCUUUAAAAUUGGUCAAAGAGAGUCUACAGGUCUCCUCCACACACAACUGGGGACAGGCUAGCCAUCAUUGCUGUCAGUCUCUUUGGGAGCUUAUACGCUAAGUUUCUGGAGACGCUUGAUAUAGUGUUGAUCCCACGAGACUAUCCCAAUGUUUCGAGAGAAGCGGCUGACAGGACAACUCAAGGACCACUGACGUUUGUUGAUAUGUGUGCCACUC